This is a messenger RNA of Hippopotamus amphibius kiboko, 1345 nucleotides long. RefSeq names its product dystrobrevin binding protein 1 (gene DTNBP1). The record is from RefSeq and is a predicted model, not a curated record. Gene Ontology annotation, biological process: neuron projection development; negative regulation of protein kinase activity; regulation of synaptic vesicle exocytosis. Gene Ontology annotation, cellular component: plasma membrane; neuron projection; BLOC-1 complex. The transcript is spliced from 10 exons. Lineage: Eukaryota; Metazoa; Chordata; Mammalia; Artiodactyla; Hippopotamidae. Bases 144 to 1172 code for a protein of 342 amino acids.
AGGCCUGAGCGGGCAGGGGGCGGGGCCGACCGCGAGCGUGCGGGGCGCGCGGUGACAGGUGCGGGGCCGGGGGGCGUCUGCGCGGGGCCGAGGGCGGCGGCGGCGGCGGCCUGAACCGAGGAGGAGCGGCGGAGGCGGCGGCGAUGCUGGAGACCCUGCGCGAGCGGCUGCUGAGCGUGCAGCAGGAUUUCACCUCCGGGCUGAAGACUUUAAGUGAUAAGUCAAGAGAAGCUAAAGUGAAAAACAAACCCAGGGCUGUUCCGUAUUUGCCAAAGUACUGUGCUGGCCUAGAAUUACUUAGCAGAUAUGAAGAUACAUGGGCUGCACUCCACAGAAGAGCCAAGGAAUGCGCAAGUGCUGGAGAGCUGGUGGACAGCGAGGUGGUAAUGCUCUCCGCGCACUGGGAGAAGAAGCAGGCGAGCCUGGUGGAGCUACAGCAGCAGCUUCAGCAGCUUCCAGGCCUCAUAGCAGAUUUAGAAUCCCUGACGGCAAGUCUGACUCAUUUAGAGGCUAGUUUUGAGGAGGUAGAAGAUCACCUGCUGAAUCUGGAGGAUUUAUGUGGACAGUGUGAAUUAGAAAGAUACAAGCAUAUGCAGUCCCAACACCUGGAAAAUUACAAGAAAAAUAAGAGGAAGGAACUUGAAACCUUCAAAGCUGAUCUCGAUGCGGAGCACGCCCGGAAAGUGCAGGAGAUGGAGCACACGCAGCAGAUGAAGCUGAGGGAGUGGCAGAAGUUUUUUGAGGAAGCCUUCCAGCAGGACAUGGAGCAGUACCUCUCCACGGGCUACCUGCAGACGGCGGAGAGGCGAGAGCCCAUGGGCAGCAUGUCAUCCAUGGAGGUCAACGUGGACAUGCUGGAACAGAUGGACCUGAUGGACAUCUCUGACCAGGAGGCCCUGGACGUCUUCCUGAAUUCUGGUGGCGAAGAGAACACCUGUCUGUCCCCUGUCUCAGGGCCUGAAGUGAGUCCUGGUCAGGCUGAAGUUACUCUUCAGGUUCCAAAUCCCUCCCGAUCCCAAGCCACGCCGCCUUCCUCACCCUCACCCUGUACCGACCUGGCCACCCCGGACCCCAGCGAAGGUGGGGAGUCCCCCGUGAUCCAGUCUGAUGAGGAGGGGGUGGAGGUGGACACCGCCCUUGCCACGUUACACACCGACGACAGUGACUCCUAAACCCGGGCACCCAUGGUCUGAACACCUUCGAAGGACAACACGGCGGUGUCCAGAGGCCUGCGGUGAGGGCAGGUGGAUUAGGGAGGCUCUUGGUUUUCACGCAAUUGCCAAAUAAUGUGUGAGAAACAGACUGAAAGAACAGCUAACAAUAAAGUUUGAGGACUUUAAACACA